This is a messenger RNA of Didymodactylos carnosus, 3780 nucleotides long. The record is from the annotation of a GenBank genome assembly. NCBI's taxonomy places the organism in Eukaryota, Metazoa, Rotifera, Eurotatoria, Philodinida, Philodinidae.
AUGAAUGUAUAUUUAGAACUGGAAAAUUUAAAUCGAAAUAUUGAACAACAAAGUAAAUAUUAUGAAGAACUUGAAGCACCGUAUUUAUCAUGUAAUGAUCACAUUAAGCCGUUGUGUUUGUUGCAUGGACAUGUUGAACAAAAACGUAAAGAAAAAAAUGAUCUGAACGAGAAAUUAGAAGUAGCCAAAUACAAUUAUCAUCGAAAUAUCGCAAAAAUAACUCAACAGUGUGCAAAUUUAGCAAUGGCCUUUCGUUCAAAUUAUUAUUCAUAUAUGAGUGCAAAUCUGGAUGAAAUAAAAACAAAAACAGAAUCUCGUUUAAAUGCAUUGCUAGACGAAGUUAACCAAGCAAAAGAUUUAGCACAGUCAAAUGAUCAUAAUUUAACAGUACUUAAUGAAAAGUUUGAUCGAGAUAUGGUACAUUUUGAUUGUUUGAAAAAAUCAAUUGAAAUUAUAACAAAUAAAUUAAAAAGCAAUAGCAGUUAUUUGAAUGAUGAAAAAUGUAUUAAAAGUGAUUUGGUUGAAUUACAAUUAUCAAUAGAAGAAUUAGAAAAAUGGCACGCAAGGACUGAUAGACCCUUUCGAACAAAGAAAAUGGCUGUUUCUGAUGAAGUACGUCAAUAUCGAGAAGCUUUUUCAUUAUUCGACAAAGAUCAUGAUGAUAUAAUAGCGCCACAAGAACUUGGUAUUGUUCUCCGUUCAUGUGGUUUAAGUCCAUCUGAAGCUGAUCUUCAAAAAAUACAACAACAAGUUGGUAGAAAAAUUGAUUUUGAUACAUUUGUUAAAAUAGCGAAAGAUUUCAAAGCAAAUAAUAAGGAAACAGAAGAAGAUAUACGCGAGGCAUUUCGAGUAUUUGAUAAAGAUGGAACAGGUUAUGUAUCCGUGUCCGAAUUAAAGCAUGCUAUGAUAUCAUUAGGUGAACGUUUAACUGAAGAAGAAGUAGACGAAUUAACAAGAGAAGCAGAUAUUGAUGCUGAUGCUGAGAGCAACUCUUCAAGAACAGAUCUUUCCUCAUCUUAUCGUCGUUUGGCCGAUGAAAUUCGAACAAAACAAACACCAUCAAAUCAGUUGAUUAAGUUUUAUUUACAAGUUUUUCUAGAUAUUUUUCAUGUUGAAGAUGUUAUUCAAGUCUAUUCAUCAAAGGAUAUGUAUAUAACAGCAUCAGAACUAGUUAAUAUAUCGGGUUUUCAAGCCGACUGUAUUUGUUUUCGAUGUGGUACAUCUGGACAGACAAAGUCGGUUGAAUUUCGAAGCGCUUCCGAUAUCGUUGCAAUUAUGUUAAACGAUUUGCCGUUAAAACAAGCGCUACCGCGCCUCAGUUUUUCUGGACGGCAUUUUCAAUUGCACAGCAUGAUUGUACUUAAGACAGAUAACCAAAAAUCAAUAUCAUCAUCUUACAUCGACUGUUUAAUUCGUUGUACAGAAUCAGGUUGGCAAACGUUCACCGAACAUGGCGAAGAAAUUCCAUCGUUCAAGUGCAGUACGCAACAGUCAGAUAGAAAUAUUUUGUCAUUGUGGAAAUGUUGUGCAGAAACGCAUGUGGAUAUGACAAAUGUAACAAGAAUCACACCAGAUUUACUAACAACAUUGAUAAAUGGUAAUAAAACGAGCGAAUCUCAAGCACCAUCAUCAUUUGCUACUGAUAAAUCGUCAUCUGAAAUAGCAUCGAUACUAGUGAAAGAUCAACGAGAACUAUCAUCACUUCCCAUUGCAGACUCACAUAGUAAUGAUUGCUUUAUUGAUUCACAGAUGCCGAAUAUGGAUGACACACUUAUUUCUCCAUUGGCGAUUGAGAAAAACGAUUUAACAACAAAUACUGAAUUUAUACCACCCCAUUCAUUAUCAUCAUCAUCAAAUGCUCAAUUUGCUCCAUCAUUUGAUCACAGUAAUAUGUCAUCGUUGAAUCAAGAUUUGAUUGAACAAAAAGAACAAUUACCACAGUCUUCUGUGUCCGCAGCUUCUGUACAACUUGUGAUUGAUAACACUAAUAGCAAUAAAUCGAGGACCAUAAACAACAAUAAUGAAUUUCAUUUCAAUGUUUCAUCACUUGAUGAACUUGUUAAAGUGUUAUCUACUGUAAAGCAUUUACAGUUAAAACAGCCACUACUACGGAAUAGUAAUCUAGAACGACUAGUCACUUUGCAGAACAAUGAUAUACGAGUAACGAAUAUUCUUCAAGUACCACCAUCAUCGUCAGCUGUUCUUCCUUCAUUUUCAACACUUUUGACAGCUCAAAAAUCGGAGUCUGUGAAGAAUCACAUUCCGUCGUAUUCUGUGAAGCAACCUUUAUUAACUGAGCGACCAAACCAGCAUGUUGUACCAUCAAAGUCAAGUAUCACAAUUAUCCCUCAAGCUCAAUCAAAUGACGUACAUUCAUCAACCAAAAUUGUGCAGAAUUUAUUUCGUAAACCUAGCUUGAACGUGAACGAUUUAGCUAAUCAUCUUUUAUGGCCACUAUUGAAUUCUGCAAUCGACAAUGAAAUGAAAAAUGAACACCAGCAUACAACUAUGUCAAUGAGGAAUGAUUCCACUAUAAUGGAUACUAAUAAUACAGUCGAACAGCAUACGGAUGAUACCGAUGCUGUCGAAGUAGAAAAUAUUCUUCGUCCAUCACACGGUUUAUUAUGUCAAAAACAAAUAUGUCAGGCAGGAAGUUCGACUCAACAAAGCCCUGAAAUAAGUUCGAAUGUGCGUGAAGAUGCUGAUAAACACGGUGAAUGUAUUAUUUCAAAAGAUGAAAUACAUUCAUUUAUUGUCAAAUGUAUGCUACGUGUUGGAACAAAACCAUCUCAUGCUGCAGAACUUGCCAAUAAUCUUGCUUGUGCUGAUUACAGAGGACAUUAUUCUCAUGGUUUAAAUCGUUUGGACAUGUACGUAGAAGAUGUCAAAUCUGGAACAACUGAGCGCAAGGGUGAGCCACAAAUUAUGAAGAAUAAUGGAGCAACUGCUUUGGUCGAUGGAAAAAAUCUUCUUGGACCAGUUGUGGGAAGCUAUUGUAUGGAUUUAGCAAUUGAAAAAGCAAAGAAAUUCGGGGUCGGAGUGGUUUCUUGUAGACAUUCAAACCACUUUGGUAUAGCUGGAUAUUAUUCGUUACGUGCUGUUGAAAAAGAUUUAAUUGGUUGGUCAUUUACAAACACAUCUCCGCUUUUAGUACCAACAAGAUCGAAACAACAAUCAUUAGGAACAAAUCCGAUAUCGUUUGCUGCUCCUGGUAAAAAUGGCGAUAGUUUCGUAUUGGAUAUGGCUACAUCUACUGUUGCUUUUGGAAAAAUUGAACUAAGCCAAAGAAAAGGCGAUAAAAUUCCGAACACAUGGGGUUGUAAUGAAGAAGUUACGAGACCAGAAGAUGUGCGAGGCUUAUUGUCAUUAGGCGGUCCGGAAGAAUCAGGCGGCUACAAGGGUUACGGCUUAGCUAUGAUGGUUGAAAUUUUAUGUGGAAUAUUGAGUGGCUCUCACUUCGGUCCAUGGAUUCGAUCUUGGAAAGGAUCGUCGAAUACGGAAGCAAAUCUUGGCCAUUGUUUUAUUGCAAUAAAUCCAAUGGAAUUUGAAGAUGAAUUUGAAAAUAGAUUACAGAAACUCAUUGAUUACUGUCGACGAUUGGAUCCAACAGAAAAACAGAAACCAGUUUUAAUAGCAGGUGAUCCUGAACGAGCACAUAUUCAAUUGUGUAAUAGAUUAGGUGGUAUACCUUAUCAUCAAAGUCAAAUCGACUAUGUACAUGAACUUGCAUCCGUUUUAAAAGUCGAUUUACCAACAAUUCAAAAGUCCACAAAAAAUUAA